Messenger RNA from Cherax quadricarinatus, 1045 nucleotides. NCBI's taxonomy places the organism in Eukaryota, Metazoa, Arthropoda, Malacostraca, Decapoda, Parastacidae. The record is from RefSeq and is a predicted model, not a curated record.
UGGCCAUGCAAUAUUAUGUUGCCGGAGUGAUGGCCCUAGUAUAUUAUGUUGCCAGGGUAAUGGCCCUACAAUAUUAUGUUGCCAGGGUGAUGGCCCUACAGUAUUAUGAUGCCAGGGUGAUGGCCUUACAAUAAUAUGUUGCCGGGUAAUUGCCCAACAACAUUAUGUUGCCAGAGUGAUGGCCCUACAAUAUUAUGUUGCCUGGGUGAUGGCCGUACAAUAUUAUGUUGCCAGGGUGAUGGCCUUUCAAUAUUAUGUUGCCGGGGUGAUGGCCCUACAGAAUUAUGAUGCCAGGGUGAUGGCCCUACAAUAUUAUGUUGCCGGGGUGAUGGCCCUACAAUAUUAUGUUGCCUGGAUAAUGGCCCUACAAUAUUAUGUUGCCAGGGUGAUGCCUUCUCAGUAUUGUUAUAUUGCCAGAGUGAUGCCUUCACAAUGCCGAGAAAUACGGACUACACUCACCUCUGCAACUCACAUGGACACCCUCAUCAUUGCUGCCUCGGCCGCAAUUUGUGGCACCGUCAUCCUUGCAGUUAUGAUGUUUAUCUGCUGCAGCAGGAGGCAGAGUGUCCAACAGAGAAAGCAGGGCAUACCAGCCAUACUCAACCCAUCGUCGCCGCCUCUGGCCUCUCUGGGUACUCUAGGCAGUGGAAUAAACCCUGACUGGGACUCUGUCUCUAUGUACUCCCAGAGGUCAAUUCCUAGAGCCAAGAUGUACCACAUGGAGAAAGACCUCAGCAUGUCGCGUCAGUCACUUGCGGCUCCUCAGUUCGGUGUUGGGAGGCUAGGAUCUCUUCCUGUGAACCCCAGCGACUACGGAAUGGGUGCUUCUAACUCCACCACUACUGGAAGAUUCACGAGGGCCACAUCCUACCGCAACGAUCGACGCCGUCAGAGGUCCAAGUCUCGCGAGCGCACUACAUCACGUCACAGUCAUGAGGGAUCCUCUCACUCCCUCACUGGUUACGAUACUGAUGGCUGUACUGACCACGACAUGGACAUAUACAUCGCUAGGAACCCCACUCGUGGAGGACUCGUUCAACUCUAA